Girardinichthys multiradiatus is the source of this 2278-nucleotide messenger RNA. RefSeq lists its product as uncharacterized. The transcript has 9 exons. NCBI's taxonomy places the organism in Eukaryota, Metazoa, Chordata, Actinopteri, Cyprinodontiformes, Goodeidae. The record is from RefSeq and is a predicted model, not a curated record. Bases 276 to 2150 code for a protein of 624 amino acids.
GAUAUAUGGUGACCAAUAGCCAUUCGGAUUCAAUCUUUCACUCGCUAAUCAGAUGACCUGGUCAAUAAUUGAAUAGCCUAUCACCGAGACUGGUCAAUAUUUGGACGGCCAAUCGCAGGGCGAAAUCAAUCUUUGUGUUAGCCAAUCACUGGAACGCUUCGAUCUUUUGGGCGGCCAAUCGCUGGGGGGAGCAGAAUCUUAAAUGUCCCGCCUACCCGGUACCGGCAACUUGAUGACCAGAGCUCAUUGUUGGUGUUCUGUCGUCGGUUUGGAAAAUGUCUAAACAAAACUCCAAAAGCCACAAGGCUAUGGAUGAUAACGAAUGGUUCUCUAGACUGAGGUCUUUUGCUUCCACUGGUGUCUGGCCAUCAGAUGCAGGUAACCGACCUGCCCCAAGGCAACAGAAGUGGUACACUCUGUAUCAGAAGAUAGAGAAGUGCCCACUACUGCUGAGAGGCCAGCGGACACUUUUCUCCCAGCCACAAGGGUGUUUGUGUGGGUUUCAUCUUCCUAAGGUGCCUACAGCCUCAUCUAGACCUACAAGCAGUGCAGCCCAAUCAACUAGCAGUCAAAGUAGUUCCAUAAUGCUCCAGACUGCUACUCCAGUCAAAUACCCCACAGGUUACAGCACACCUGGAACUCUGGCAAAAAGGCCAAAACUCACCCUAUCUUCAUUUGAAAGGUCCAGAUUUGGUGGCAGGCAUGUGGAGAAUGCAAAGCCAAAUAUAAAUGUUGCACGAAAAACUCAUACGAAUGCAACACGUGCUUGUACAAGUACAGCAGCCCAUUCUUGUGCGGAUCCAGUGCCAGCAGGUGGUUCGCUUCACAACAUCUCUCCACCACAGCCUCAAAGUGCAGAGACCUUUUUUCUUGCUCCUCCAUUACCGGCUCCCAAACGACAACGGCCAGUGGAAGAGCAGAGUUCAGGAGUAAAUGCAAACCCAUUCCAGCCUGAGAACACUGCUGUGGUCCAGUCCCCUCACCUGCCGGGGCUCCAGCCUGCGUCCUCCGCUGUGGUCCAGUCCACUGUUUCGUCGGGGUUACCUGGGCAAACUACAUCUUCAGAGCAAGUUGCCGUGGAUGAACACAGUAGGGCAGGAAUGGAUCGUGUUGAUGUGCUUGCGGAGUACUUGGUGGAACUACGAAAGGAAAAAGGCCUAACUCUUACCAACCAGCAGGCCAACACCAUUGUGGGUCUUUGGCAUAAAUUGGAGCAAAAUGAUAAAGACCGGAUUUUGUAUGCUGCACGACAUCAGGAACGACUGCUCACUGGUCGAUUUAGGUCACCCAAAAAGAAGGCUGUUUAUGCAGGAGUUGAAAGCACAAAAAGGUGUGUACUUGGUUCUUCUGGUUCUGCUGCUCAAUGGCCAGAUUGCAGCCGACUUAUUGAAAUGAUCUUUAUCAGGUUGUGCAACAUUCAUAGUAGCCCCAAAAAAAUUGGACACCAAACUUUUUCUAGGUGGUCACAAAUUCUAAAUGAUUACAAAAACAUUCGACAGCUAAUUUUGAACAAUGGCAUUAUUAUGAAAGACACAACCCUGCAACUUGUCACUGUAAACCAGACCACCUUAAUACAGUGGCAUAACAAAAGAUUUAAAGCACAAGAUGUUGCCAUUCUGAUGCAAGGGCUGGUACUGCCUCAGGAACGGCCCAUUGCCAGUGAACCACUGCUCCCAGUAAAUGCUAGGCCCACUCAACUCACACCACACAAACAUGAACACACUUACAACCUGCCACCUGACACCACUGGCCAGGCAAAAACAAAACUCACUAUCAGAGACAGAGCUGAGCUGAAAACCAUUCAGCCAAAACCCCCUGCAUCUCACCCAACAGUUUUUUAUAUGCCACUCCACAUGCCAUCUACCACUGCAGCAGGCAACAAUUUGCCACGGCUUCUGCUGCCACCCCCCACUACACCAAACAUCAUAUGCCCACCAUAUUCUAAAACACCUACAGGCCUUACCCAAACCCAAGAGACAACCCAAAAAGAAAAGCGCAAAUACACAAGGACAGUCACAUCCAACAGAUGCACUAAAUGCGGUGAGCCACGCACCACAGAAACUGGCCAUAGCCAAUACAAAGGCAGGAUUUACUGCCCAAACAGGGAGACACUGACCAAAGAGCAGUGGCUCAGAAGAAUGAGAAAAUAAGGGAGUACAAUUGGGUACUUUUUCACACUAAUUUUAUUGUGUGUGUGUGUGUAUAUAUGUUCAUUUAAAUAUAUGAUGUUAGUGUGUGUAUAUAUGUUCAUUUAUAUAUACGAUGUUAAUGUGUGUAU